Calypte anna (Anna's hummingbird) is the source of this 1629-nucleotide messenger RNA. It is a transcript of the gene DCSTAMP, whose product is annotated as dendrocyte expressed seven transmembrane protein. Lineage: Eukaryota; Metazoa; Chordata; Aves; Apodiformes; Trochilidae. The coding region runs from base 214 to 1629 and encodes 471 amino acids. The transcript is spliced from 5 exons. Gene Ontology annotation, cellular component: membrane. The record is from RefSeq and is a predicted model, not a curated record.
AGGGCCUGUAAUAUUAAGGAGCUGGAUAGCAAUCGUGGAAAUAGUUAACUUCUCUAAGCUGUCCAUUUUCUGUGGCUGCCCACAACACAUUUGUUGUGUCCUGUUCUGAGUGCCCAGCUCAGUGCUUGCAAUGGAGAAACACAGGGUUCAUCUCACCUGGCUUUGCAUAGCUCUAGUUUGAUCCAUUGCAGUGUUAGCAGCGAUCAGAAGAAAAUGCUUCCAUUUGUCUCAGUAGCCAAGAAUGCAUGGGAAAUUUUUGUAUCUGAAAGGAAGCCUGGCUGGAAGUAUAUGAUGCAGCUUUUUGCAAUUUGCUCUGCAGUCAGCUUCCUUUCCAGCUUUCUCUUAUUCCUUGGCAUGCAUUUCUCCCUGGCUCACCACCCACUGGGUCCCUUACUGAUUUCUGGAUUCAUCUGGAUCUCGCUUUCUAUCGCGCUCUCCUGUUUCAAGCACCUGCGCUGUUUUACUGUCCUGUUCCUUCUUUCUUGUGGACUGAAAAAUGGCAGGAAUGCUCUUAUUACUGCUGGCACAGGUGUUGUGGUAGCUGGCAACAUCCAAAAUAUUUUUCACAACCUACAAGUUCUGGCAAACAGUAUAACCUGCCAUUUAGAGUAUGAGCAAUUUGCCUUGAUAAAAUAUUAUGUUGAGGCAGUAAAAUGGAUUUAUGAAAAGGCCAAGCUUUCCACUGAGCUAGUGAACCUAAAGCAUGACUUCACACCAUCUUAUUCAAUUUCAGAUGAUGCAUUAAAACAAGAGCUAAAUGACACGAAGCAAGAAAUCCAGAGAGUUGCUAAUCAGAUAACAUUUAUGUUGACUAUACUGCCCUGUAUAGGCCAGAAAGUGUUGCCUAUAGUGGGGAUUUUUCUAGCUUCUUUUGGAACUGGCUUGUUUAUGAAAAAAUUUGUGGGCUCUCACAGUGUGAAAUUUAAGAAUACUUACAUCACAAAACAGUUCAUCACUUUUGAUGAGCAACAAAAGCAACAGCAAAGACCCUGUCUUCUGCCAUUUAAUGGAAAAGAAAGAAAAGAUUAUAUGACAAUCCCAUCUUUCUGUCUUACAAGGAAGGACAAAAAAAAUAUGCAGUAUUUCUUUCUCCCUGUAACCAUACAUCUUUGCAUCUGGCUCCUAUUUUCUGCAGUAGAUUAUUUGUUUUAUUGGUUAAUUACUUCAGUAAAUAAACAUCUUCAAGAAGUACCGGAUCUAGAGAUUCAACUCAGACUCUUUCAGCAAAGGAAUGAGGACUUCUUCAUUGGUAUGAGAAAGCAUAUUGCAAAGAUUGCUCCUUUCAAGAUCCCUUUGUUUAGGCAUGACUGCAUCCUGCAGCCAAAGCUUGCCCUCUCCAUGACAUGGAUCCAGCUUGGAGUCAUCAUCUUCUUCUUAAUAAUUUUUGGAUUAUUCUCUGGCUUCCUGACUCAACUUAAAAUACUUGUGUUGACUUCAUUUUAUCCUGACACUGAGAUGAAACGGAUACAUUAUUUACAUGCAAAAUUACUCAAGAAAAGAGCAAAGCUACAGGAGAAAAACGGGAAGAAUGUGUUCACUAGAAAGGUUGACUUUUGGUUUCCAGUUCUCAAGGCAAUAGUGGCAGUAAGGAAGAAAGAAAGGAGUGUGGCAAAUGACAACAUGGUGUGA